Molecule: messenger RNA, 1415 nt
Organism: Galdieria sulphuraria
Lineage: Eukaryota; Rhodophyta; Bangiophyceae; Galdieriales; Galdieriaceae
Product: phospholipid/glycerol acyltransferase family protein
Exons: 3
Coding region: 131-1084 (317 amino acids)
Biological process (GO): phospholipid metabolic process
Cellular component (GO): endoplasmic reticulum
Molecular function (GO): lysophosphatidylethanolamine acyltransferase activity
Source: RefSeq, a predicted model, not a curated record
CCCCACCCAUUAGCAAUUUCUUUUUCAAAUUGGUUUUUUGAGCCUCAUGUUGUUGUUGUAGUGGUAUGAAGCAAACGUAGUAUUAGUGAUAUUCGUGGAGUCCUCGUUCUCUUUAUCGUAGAAAAACCCAAUGACAGUUAUAGAAACGACUUCCUCCUUAGAAGAUUCCCGCUUCGAUCCUUUUAAAAGAAACGAUAAAAGUUUCGACUGGAUCGAACUUGUCAAGUUUCCCUUAGUUUUUGUCAUUUUUCCGUUCCGGUUUUUUGGUGCUCUUCUUUCUGUACUCGGUUGUUAUUUUUUCUUCCUCAUUUUCGGACCUUCUGUCAGACAGAACAUUGCUGCAGAAGUUUCCACUUCCAGAAGACAGUUGCUUCUUAGAGGCGGCAAAUGUUUUUCAAGAGCCUGUCUUUUUUUCUUGGGUUUCUAUAGAGUCUGCGGUCGUCAACAUUCCAGCUAUGACUCUGCCGAAGCAAAAAAAUAUGUGCUUGUUUGUAAUCACACAAGUAUGCUGGAUAUUCUUAUACUUAUGUCAGUUUGUAUGCCUUCCUUUGUUUCCAAAGAAACUGUUAGUAAAGUCCCUUUGAUUGGGAGGAUUGCAACAGGUAUGCAGUGCAUCUAUGUGAAUCGUGCUAGUCGUGGUGGAGUUUCAGCAAAAGUAAUAGAAAGGCAACAAGCCUGUAUGGAACAACGCCCUGUAGCUCCAUUGGUAAUAUUUCCAGAAGCAACGACUACUAAUGGUCACUUUCUUAUUAAGUUUCAUACUGGCGUAUUUCGUGGAGGCUUUCCAGUAGUGCCUGUUGUCAUUAAAUAUCGAUAUAGAAGGUUCUCACCCACUUAUGAAACAAUACGUUCAGCAUAUUACAUCUACAAAUUGUUCACUCAGUUAUAUAAUGAAGCAGAGUAUACCCUACUUCCUAUUUAUUAUCCUAAUGAAGUGGAGAAGAAUGAUCCCUUAGUAUAUGCCAAUAAUGUUAGGGCAGUAAUGCAGAAGGAAUUGAAAUGUUCUUUAUCAGAAAGUUCAUAUCAAGAUAAGCUAGUUUAUCAUGGGUUACUGCGUAAGCAAGACCGACCUAAACAGCUUUAGUCAUGUGUUGUAAAUGUCGUGGGGUAGUGUGAUUCCUUACCAAGACAGAAGAAUUAAGGAAGCUUGCUGUUAUUCCUAUGAUAUUACUUAUGGUUUGCCUGUUGCUCUAUGAGAAAAUAACGUCCUCUUUUUAUGAACAGACAGCUUGUGCUGUACCGAGGAAUCAUUGAAGUAUUUGAAGAGUAUGCACUUAUUCACAUGUGGGAUAUGAUAGGAGCACACCAGAAUACCUCGGCAUUAAGUUUGGUAGUUCACAAGUAUGGUUCAUAAAUUUUUUUGUCUUGUUCUACUGUAAACAAGAAAUCAGUUGAAUAAAUUAUCGCGUUGAAAA